Molecule: messenger RNA, 4996 nt
Organism: Myxocyprinus asiaticus (Chinese sucker)
Lineage: Eukaryota; Metazoa; Chordata; Actinopteri; Cypriniformes; Catostomidae
Product: zinc finger protein 711
Exons: 9
Coding region: 248-2536 (762 amino acids)
Biological process (GO): regulation of transcription by RNA polymerase II
Cellular component (GO): nucleus
Molecular function (GO): metal ion binding; RNA polymerase II transcription regulatory region sequence-specific DNA binding; DNA-binding transcription factor activity, RNA polymerase II-specific
Source: RefSeq, a predicted model, not a curated record
CAGGCCUGGAAAGGAGUGUACAGGGAUCCUCAAUGUACAGGCCGCAGUAGUGCUACCGUUGGAAAAUUAACUAUAAUAAAAUACGACACAUUCAAGGAGAUCCGAAACUCGUAAACGUUUGGAAGGCUGUCGCGGAGUAGACACUUUCCACCCAGAGGCCAGAUUCGCAGAUUUGCUUAAUAUUUGUGACCAUUUUUCCUGAAAUACACAGUCAUCAAAUGUGAAGCAUUGUGGAAAAUCACGGAUAAUGGAUCAAGGUGGCGGGAUCCUGGAGCUUCACAAGGAGUUGAAAAUGGCCCAUACAAUGAUAAUGCCAGAUUUCGUUGCAGGGAUGGGAGGCAUGGCCCACAUUGAUGGAGAGCACAUUGUGGUGUCAGUGCCAGAGGCUGUGCUGGUCUCAGAUGUGGUGACGGAUGAAGGGAUUAUGUUGGAGACCGGUCUGGAGACUGAGGUUGUGGAAGGACCUGACAUCUGCCAAGAAGACGUCAUCACUACUGAGGGAGUGAUCAUGUCUGAGUCUAUCCUAGAAGCAGAGGUGGCCAUUGAGGAGGCUCUGGGCGACACCGCUGAUCUGAUCGAAGAGACGGUGCCUGAUCAGGUGUUUGUGGCUGACCUCAUGUCACCUCACGAGGAGAACACGCUGGACCAUGAACUGGUGUCUGCAGGGGUCAUGGUGACAGACACAGAGACGGUCAUCCAAUCACAUGACACAAUGCCGUCUGAUGUUACUGUUAAGGGUGAUGAUGACGAGGAUGUGAAGAGCACCUCAGAAGACUACCUCAUGAUUUCCUUGGAUGAGGUUGGGGAGAAGCUAGACAUUGGAGACACUCCCUUAAAGAUCAGCACAGAUGUGAGUCAGGAUGACGAUGGGUCGAAGGAGGAUGAGUUCAGCUCGGAGGUCAUUAAAGUUUACAUCUUUAAAGCAGAUGGAGAUGAAGAUGUGGAAAUAGGCAGCACAGAGGUGGUAGCAGAGAGUGAUUUUCCCAACGGCCAUGCCGUGCUGGAACCAGCGGGCACAGGCAGACUGCCCAGAGAGAAGAUGCUCUACAUGGCUGUGAAGGAUGCCAGCCAGGUCGAAGAGGACAUCAACUGUUCAGAGAUGACAGAUCAGGUGUAUAUGGAGGUGAUUGUUGGGGAGGAAGAGGCUUCUGCCAUCCAGGAAGCUCAACUGGAGGACACACCAGUGAACAAGACCUUCGUCCCUGCGGCCUGGGCAGCUGCCAUUGGUAGCAGUCUAGAGAGUAAGAACAGUGCUGCCACUCCCUAUCUGCAGAUCACUGACAGCAUCAGUUCCAGCCGAGCUCUCAAGCAGAAGAUCAAGAAAAAGAGGAGGGGAGAGUCACGUCAGUGCCAGACAGCUGUAAUCAUCGGUCCCGAUGGGCAGCCCCUGACUGUCUACCCCUGCCACAUCUGCGGCAAGAAGUUCAAGUCACGGAGUUUCCUGAAACGCCACAUGAAAAACCACCCCGACCACAUGUUAAAGAAGAAAUACCAGUGCACCGACUGCGACUUCACCACCAACAAGAAGGUGAGUUUUCACAACCACCUGGAAAGCCACAAGCUCAUCAUCAAGAACGAGAAGAUCCCCGAGUACACAGAGUACACUCGCCGCUACCACGAGGCCAGCCCGCUCAGCUCCAACAAACUCAUCCUGCGCGACAAGGAGCCCAAGCUGCACAAGUGUAAGUAUUGCGAGUACGAGACCGCCGAACAGGGUCUCUUGAGUCGCCACCUGUUGGCUGUGCACAGCAAGAACUUUGCGCACGUGUGCGUGGAGUGUGCCAAGGGUUUUCGCCACCCCUCGGAGCUCAAGAAGCACAUGAGGACCCACACGGGCGAGAAGCCCUACCAUUGUCAGCACUGCGAUUUCCGCUGUGCCGAUCAGUCCAACUUAAAGACUCAUAUAAAGAGCAAACAUGGGACCGACCUGCCCUUUAAGUGCGGACACUGCCCGCAGGCGUUUGCCGACGACAAGGAACUCCAAAGGCACACAGAGAUCUUUCAGGGUCACAAGACCCACCAGUGUCCGCACUGCGAACACAAGAGCACCAAUUCCAGUGACUUGAAGCGUCACAUUAUUUCGGUGCACACAAAGGAUUUCCCGCACAAGUGCGACGUGUGCGAGAAGGGCUUCCACAGGCCCUCUGAACUGAAAAAACAUGCCGAAACGCACAAGGGAACUAAAGUACACCAGUGCCGGCACUGCGAUUUUAAAAUAUCGGACCCCUUCACGCUUAGCCGCCACAUUCUGUCUGUUCACACCAAGGACUUGCCGUUUAAAUGCAAGCGUUGCAUGCGCGGCUUUAGGCAACAGAACGAACUUAAAAAGCACAUGAAGACGCACAGCGGUCGCAAGGUAUAUCAAUGCCAAUAUUGCGAGUACAACACUACGGACGCUUCAGGUUUCAAACGGCACGUCAUAUCAAUCCACACUAAAGACUAUCCGCACAGGUGUGACUAUUGCAAGAAGGGUUUCAGGCGACCAUCGGAAAAGAACCAACAUAUCUUGCGACAUCACAAAGAAACCUUAAUGUAAUGCUCUUUCACCCCAAAACAAGAGCCUACGUUAUAUUCUACAUCCACACUUGUCAUUUAGAUGGCUAAACUGUCUUGUUAUUUAAGGUUCUGGUUAUAUGUAAAGAAGCAUAACUAAAACUGAGAUGGGAAUGAGUGGUUAACAGCAUGGUAUUGGUAAAAACCGCUCACAGUCUCUGCAAAGGAAAUCACUCAUUCAGGGUUUCAAAUGUCUAUAUUUUUAUACCCACUUUGCUUAAAUGCUGCAAGCAAAUCGUGUCCUCUAAUAUUGAAGGAAUAGUUGACCUAAAAAUUAAAAUUCUGUCAUUUACUCAUUUCUCGUUUCAAACCCGAAUUGCGCUUUUUUCCUUGGAAUGGAAUACUGUCAAUUUUUUUUUUUUUUUUUUGCAUAUUUUUUCCAUGCAAUGAAAGUGAAUGGUGACUAAGGCUAACAUUCUGCUUAACAUUUAAUUUUACAUUCCAUGGAAGACCACAAGCAGCUUCGGAGCAACUUGAGGAAAUGACAGAAUUUUCAUUUGUUUUUUUUUUAGGUGAACUGUCCCUUUUAAGACUGGUAAGAGCAUCUUCAUCAUUGGGGAAAGAUGCUCAGUCAAACAUCAGUUUGGUGUAGACUCCUCAUUAAAUGUAUUUUACCAACUAGUAUGUCCAGGUUUUACUGUACCUUUUACCGUUUUACAUCCAGUCAUGAUGUUAAUUUAAGCAACAAUGUAAAAUUAUGCGAUUCAAACCAGUGCAUUUUACCACAUUUACAAAGCAUUUGCUCUGAAUUCCUGGUAUUCCAGUGCUCAUUCUAGCUCGUCAGAUGAACCUAGCAUGUUUGAUACGCAUCAAAGUUUUGUUGUUAACUUUGUGAAUACCACUACAAGAUUUAGUGUGUAUGUAAAUCAAACAAUAACAUAUGGCAAACAUGCACAUACUGCCAAUAUAUUUCAGAUCUCUCUAGUCAUGCCUUAAAUGCAAUGUAUUUUCUUGCACUGAAUUAAGUAAAUAUGAGUCAAUUGUGAAUAUUUUUUAAAAAGUUUCAAUAAUGCUACAAUAGAUGUAUACUGUACAUUAACAAAUGCAAAUCACAGUCAGAGCACCUGUUUUGCUUUUAUAAUGUCACUUCUGCGUUAUUUAUUUAUUAGCAGGUGGGCAGACAUGCGCACGGCAAUCCUUAACCAGAAUCCAUCCCCCUUCCUACAAGUAUUUGUGAAUAAAAGACCUCAACGAUUUAAAAGAGGCAUGCCUUGAUAUCUAGCACUAUUAAUUGCCGUAGCUAUUGAUGUCUAAUACUACUGCAGUUAACAACAGUACCCAAAAACUAAACUGCAACAUAUCGUACAUGGAUUUGAUUGAUGUUAAGAGCUGCGCUGGGCUGUACUACCCCUAACUGUUUUUAUUGUCUGACAUCCCAAUGUAAUAGUCACUCUAAUGUUGUCAUUGUAAAAACAUUCAUUAAAAGCACUGUCUCAAGACAUUAAAAGGUUGUCAUGUUUUAAGACAUACUUUAAAAUGUUCCGCUUCUGGUAGUGACGAAAUACCACUUUUCUGUCUUCUGGAAAUAAAUAAAUUGUUAAAUUUAGGCGUAAAUGGAUUAAAUAAGUUGCUUUUGCUAUAUACACAUUUUGAUUCACAAUUAAAUUGGCUUUAUUAAAUUAGAGGCAAUAACCUUAGACAGUGUAGAUGCCAUAUUUGAUGCAAAUAAAAAAGUGAGACUGCAAGGGAUAUAUGUACUCCUAUAUAUGUCGGGAUAUACAAAACAUCUUUCUAAAAAAAUUCCAGUGGACAGAAAACUGGAAAACAUGGGUUUUGAAAAUUAGACAUGAACUAAGACCUUAAAGGGACAGUUCAUUCAAAAAGCUAAUUUUGUCAUCAUUUACUCACUGUUGUUGUUUCAUACCUGUAUUAUUUUCUACAGUGCAACAGAAAAGGCGAUGUUUGGUAGAUUGUUGUCCUAAGUCACCAUUCACUUUUAUUGCAUCUUUUUUCCAUACAAUGAAAGUGAAUGGUGACUGAGGCUGUAAGUCCCUAAUAAGCUGCCUAACUUCUUGUGUUCCAUGGAAGAUAGAAAGUCAUACAGGUUUGAAACAACAUAAAAAUUAUUAGAAACUUUCAUUUUCUGAUUAAAUGUGGUGUGUGCCCUGACUAAGGUACAUAAAACAAAAUGUGUUCAAUUGAUCAAGUACUCGCACUGGCAAAGAUUUUGGAUCCCUAGGCACCUUAUUUAUUAUUGCAUUUACAUGACGUUUGUGGCUUUUAGGAUGAAACAAGCAUUGUUCGAAACACAUCUGCAAGCUAUUGUUUGGUUGGCACCAGUGGCAAAAUGUAUGCGGUCUAGAUGUUGCUGUGCUAUUUACAGUUGUGAUUGGAAACCACAUUUUUCAUGUGAAUUUAAAUGCAUGCACUUCAAGUAUUUUCUUUUUGGUGUUGGUGACAGAUGGACUACUGGUGAGGAGGAAUCCAAAUAAAUAUGUCUUUC